Messenger RNA from Colletotrichum orchidophilum, 468 nucleotides. RefSeq lists its product as uncharacterized. Bases 1 to 468 code for a protein of 155 amino acids. The transcript is spliced from 2 exons. The record is from RefSeq and is a predicted model, not a curated record. NCBI's taxonomy places the organism in Eukaryota, Fungi, Ascomycota, Sordariomycetes, Glomerellales, Glomerellaceae.
AUGCAACGUUUCCGGCUACUACACGAGAAAAGCAGAACCUCGGACGAAGACCCCGAGAUGUGCGUUUGCGUCCGCCAGCGCAAACCUCAUGUUCCGUCCUUCGUAUCUCUUCUCCCUUCCAAGGUCUCGGGUCUACUGCGUCGGUACGAACAACGGACUGGAUCGCGGACAAUUCAGCGGUCGAUCGUGUGCGGGGUGGUCUUGAACCGAUAUGGUGAUGCUAGAGAACCGCCGACCCAGGUCCAGGGCACUCCCGCCAGCAAGCAGGGGUCAGCUGCCUCCUCUACCUUACUCGACUUGCCCACCGCUAGCAAGGAUGUCAGGCCUGUCAACCUAAUCCGCGCGAUAAACAAGACACAGACCUCUCAACUGCAGUGGGAGGGUAGAGCUGCGCCCCAUUCUCCCGUCGACGGCGCCGGCCCAAAUGCCAAUGCGACUGGACCAUGCACACCUGAGAACAUGGGCUGA